AUGGCGAUACGGCAGCGCUCGUGCGAAAAAGACCCCGGCCUUGAAAUCCGAAAGUCGGGCAGCAUCGGCGGUCGGCUUUAUGCAGCCGCUGCUUUCACGACGUUCAAAAGUGGAUCAGCAAGCGGGAGGAGGGAAGCAGCUGCUGGACGAGUGGCAGCCGGUCAAGAAGCCAGCCGUGUCAGAGAGAGCGAUGCCGAUGCCGAACGAAGUGACAAGCCAUGGACUGCGGCUGAUCUUGGUGCAGAGCCAGCCAACAGCUUGAGCCGGACCAACCAGAGCGAAAGCAUUUUCUCGAGUGGAGGCGGUGCGGCGGAUUCUCCGAACUUUGAGGCGGAUGAGCAGUGUGUAGUGCGGGAUGGAGGCGAGCGCAGGUCUGAAAUUGCGGAAAGGAGUCAUCCGCCCUUGGACGUCAAAGCUGGCAAACGGCGCAGGAGCAGUGUUGGCGCAGCGCACCCCUGGGUCGGAUGCUGUUUUGGACAGGCCGCAGACGCUCGCCUCCGCAUCGUUUGCGCAGACCAUGUCGGCAGGCAGGCGGCCGAUCCAUCCGCAAAGACACUGUUCAGGUGCCCCAGCACAGUUGGGAUAGAUGCCAUUCUGCAAAGCAGUAUUAUAAAGAAGAGCAAGGACAAGUGGGCAGCUGGUGUGUGGCUGAGCCGAUCUGGGGCAGAAGCGGCGCCUCCACUCGAGGCCGAAUGGCGCCUGUGGGCAGGGCAGGGCAGGGCAGGGCGUGGCGCGAGUGAGGAGACAAAGCGCGCUGCUCCCGCUUCAUUUUUGGGCAUCGUUGCCACACUCGCUUGGCUGCUUGGCUGGGCUGGGUUGCGCGCGUCGUCGGAGCCUCUGUCCAUCCGCCUGAACUUGGACGGCAGCGACUCUGUGACUCGGGGCCAUCCCAGACAUCCUCUCGCAGACGUGACUCCUCCUCGUCGUAUCGUCAAGCUCAGUCUUUUACUUUUUCUGGUUGCCUUUGUCGUCGUCGUCACCAUCAUCAUUCUCCAUUUCGACACUCUACGACUCAGCUACACCCCCCCCCAACAACUCGCCAGCACUGCCCCACCCCGCAUCGCAUCGACUCAGCUCGACAUCCAGUCUCAGGGUCUGCCCGGUCAAGACGCGCCUUUGCCACUUGCUCUUGCGCGCGCGCGCAAUCCUUGCCACACCUCGUCAUCCCCCACGCUGGUGCUCCGUGACUCCUUCCUCGAGCACCGCCAAGUCCUUUUAGCUGAGCCUCGCACGCCCGCCCUCAACCGGAUUCGCUUCUUGCUCAGUUCCUCUACCCACCCCGCCACCUCUCUCCACAUCCACCGCUACCUCAAGGCCAUCGUCGUCGUCAGCUCGUGUCUAUACGACUCAGCUACUCAGCCUCUACUCAGCUUCGUCACCUCGAUCCUCUUCGCAUGUCCACCGACAGUAUCGUCUCUGCGACUCAGCCGAUCCAUCGCACCCUCUAGCCUCCAUCAUCGUCGGCAGCUAGAGUCUCCCGAAGCUCUCUCCACAACCAUCUCCCCCUCUUUACUCUUGGCCGGCCUCAUCCUUGUCGCUGGUCUUGUCGCUACAACCAACUCUGGACAUCUUGGACGUCGCAUCGUUCUAGAUAUCUACCCGCGAGCUCUCCUGUCCCUACAACAGGGUCCUCGCACACUCCACAUCUUCCAGGAUUGCGGUCUUCGCCGUCAUCCACCCGCACUUCAGCAUCAUCAUCCCCUCCUAGCUAGGCUAGCCAGUAUGCAGCCUCCUACUCUCCUCUUGCCAACCAUGGCUGCCGACGGUGUUGCCGUUGCGAUGUCCGACUAUGUCGAGCUCAACGGCUUCAACCUCGCCAGCCACACCACUGCUCUCGAGCAGUCGGUGCUUGGCAAGCCCCACCUCCUCAGCACCGCCAGCCUCGCCGCUGCGGUGCCCACCAUCUGCGGCAAGCGUUCGCGCUCCAACUCGGACGCCUCGUCGUCGUAUUCUUCGUCCGCAGCCUCGAGCCACGCCUCGGUCUUUUCGUCCGAGCACGACGGCUCCGAGUCGGGCUACGACUCGCACACGAGCAUCGGCGACCAGACGCCCUGCUCGCGCAAGAGUUCCAUGAGCGAGACCGCCUCGUCUCAGCAGCUCGACAACCUUGCCACAUGGCGCGCCGACCUGCUCGCCGCCUCGCAUGCCGAGCGCGAGCGUUGCGCCAAGCGCAUCCGCGAUCUGCAGGGCGAAGUGGUGCGACUCGCCACCGAGGUCGUCGGCACCGCUUCCCAACCCGCUCAGCCUUGCCUGCCGUCUGUGGACGGCGUCGCCAGUGGCGCUGCGGCCCCUGCUGCUAGCGCUGGCCCGUCCGCCAUCUCGCCCGCCUCCACCUCGUCACCCUCGGCUUCGUCGGCGGACGAGUCCAAGAAUGCUCUCGUCGAUGGACUAGUUGUUCACGUGCUGAUCUUCCCUCGGCUGCUACCUGCUCCCUUCGCUUCCGCAACAGACGCCGCGUGCCGAACGCUGGACGUCAUCUGGAACGCCUCGAGCCCCUCGGCCGCUGCGGCGUGCGAUCUGAACAAGGGCAAGAGUGCGCUGCCGCUCCAGGUGUUUGUGCGCGAGACUCUUCGCCGUGGGCGCGCGUCGUGCUCGACGCUGCAGGCGGCGCUGCUGUACUGCGUGCGCCUGGGCGAUGCGGCCAAGCAGUCGGCGCAGCAUACGCUCAAAGAGUCGACGCGCGCUGUGGGCGUGCAGGUGAGCGUCGAGACGGACGCCGCCUCGCCCAUGCUCGGCAUGAGCAAGGAGGAGCUGUGCCUGAUCCGGUGCCCGCGCCGCAUGUUCCUGGCGUCGAUCAUGGUGGCGAGCAAGUUUGUGCAGGAUCGCACCUACUCGAACCGCGCCUGGUCCAAGAUCUCGGGCUUGCCGGUCAAGGAUCUGGGCAAGCUGGAGCGUGCGCUUCUCAAGGCGAUCGACUACCGCCUCGUCAUCUCCGAGGGCGAGUGGCAUAGGUGGACGGCCGAGCUGAAGCGCGCUCGCAAUGCCGAGGCGGGCCAGACGGGCCAGGCGGGCGCGAGACGCAGCAGCCUGAGCCGCUCGCAGUCGGACAAUGUGACGGGCGCGGCGGUGGCGCUGGACACGGAGCUGCGCGCGGUCAGUCCGUGCUUGGCCAGCCAGGUGCAGCCCAAGUAUGUGCAUGUGGACGAGGCGCAGCAUGCCGCGGCGGCUGUCAGCAUGGCACUGCCCUUCCCGCGCCAGGCCGCAGCUGGCGUGUCGGCAGAGAUCUAA
Moesziomyces aphidis is the source of this 3228-nucleotide messenger RNA. The record is from the annotation of a GenBank genome assembly. NCBI's taxonomy places the organism in Eukaryota, Fungi, Basidiomycota, Ustilaginomycetes, Ustilaginales, Ustilaginaceae.